AAAAUAUGUCAAGUGUGUUCAAUGCAAACAAUUAAAAACCCUCUCACCUCUCACUAUUACUCCACUUUACGUGCUUCUAUUUUCCCUUCCAUAUGGACACAUCUUUAGUACAAAAACGCCAUUUAGACACACCCGCAGCCUCCACUCCCACCGCCAAGCGCCGCCACCUUUCCACCGCAACUUCCUUCCGUACACCACCACCGCCUCCUCCUCCGUCGCUUUUUCCGAAGCUCUCUCCCGGUGAAACUUUCUUCAAAAUCCUCUGUCCGGCUGAUAAAACUGGCGGCUUAAUCGGCAAAGGUGGCGCUACAAUCCGCCAGGUUAGAGAAGAAACCGGUGCCAAAAUCCGGAUUGAUGAUUCGCUAUCAGGGUGCGAUGAGCGUGUUAUAGUUAUUAUAGCUAAUUGCAAUGUGGAAGAAGUUGUGAAUGAUGAGGAGUUGUCGUUGUCGAUGUCGGCAUCGCAGGCGCAGCGAGCGUUGAUUAGAGUUUUUGAGAGGAUUUUGAAAGUGGAUGAGGAAGGGAAUGCGGAAGGCGAAGGGAGGAAGGAUAUAAAUGUGGUUUGUAGGUUGUUAGCACCGAGUUAUCAGGUUGGUUGCGUGCUUGGAAGAGGAGGGAAGGUUAUUGAGAAGAUAAGAUUAGAGUCUGGAGCUCAAGUUAGGGUUUUGUCAAACGAUCAGAUUCCUCCUUGUGCUUCACCUGGCGACGAGUUAAUUCAGAGUGGAAGCAGAUCAAGCAAAGUUGAACGAAGGGAGUAUCUUUUUGGAAGUCCGGAACUUGAACAUGAUAUAUACAAAGUAAGAAAAAGGAAGAUGCAAUCAAGUGGAAAAAGAUAUCUUAUUCCAAUAGAUUGCUGGAACCCUUUCAACUGGAUGUCACAAGAUGGAACUGGUUAUCACACGCCAGAGCAGUUCUCAAGGAGUUCUGGUGUUGAGAGUGCUGGAAUCAACCACAGGAUGGUCUUGGAGGAAGAAGUUGUGUUUAAGGUGUUGUGCCCAGCUGACAAAGUUGGAAAUUUGAUAGGAAAAGGUGGCUCAAUUGUUAGGGUGAUCCAGACUGAAACUGGUGCAUCUAUCAAGGUUGCUGAUUCGGCAUCUCAUUUAGAUGACAGAGUUGUUGUGAUAUCUGCAAGAGAGAACCUGGACCAAAGACAUUCCCCUGCUCAGGAGGCUCUUAUGCGUGUGCAAGGCAGAAUUGCUGAGAUUGGAUUUGAACCAGGAGCUGCAGUUGUAUCAAGGCUUCUGGUACAUGCACGUCACAUGAGUUGUCUCUUUUGUAAUGGAAGUAUCCUAAUUGCUGAAUUGCGACGAGUCACCGGUGCUGGCAUUCGUAUAUUUCCCAGAGAACAAUCUCCAAAAUAUGGUUCCCAUACAGAAGAAGUUUUACAGGUUAUUGGUAGCAUACAGUCUGUCCAGGAUGCUUUGUUCCAAAUUACUUGUAGGCUUCGGGAUGCAAUGUUUCCUCUGAAACCACAUGUAUCAAAUAUUGCCCCUCCGCAUUUUCCCCCCUAUGCUGAAAUUCCAUCUCCAUCAUUCAGACCAAGGCACGAUCCUGCUUCUCCUAGUUAUCACUCACCUGUUGGCUACCCUCAUGAUCGUGCUCCCCAUUUCUAUGGCUACGAGAGACAAGGGCAUGUUCCCUUUUUUGAUAGACCUCCUUCACCGGGAAGAUGGGGUCCUCAGGCAGUCAAUUCAAGGUAUACAGCUGGAAUGGCUGAUUGUAGCAGUGGCAGUGAGACAGCACCUAAUUUUCCAGGCAUUACUAUUGAAAUUGUAAUUCCUCAGAUGUUGUUGAAGUAUGUUUAUGGAGAGGAUUCUAGUAACCUUCGUGAUAUAACUAGGAUUUCAGGUGCUAAGAUAGUAAUUCAUGAUCCUGUAGCUGGGGCUACAGAAGGCACUGCUGUUGUGUCUGGAACACCAGAUCAAACGCGAUUCGCUCAGACCCUUAUUCAUGCUUUCAUCUUUGCUGAGCAGAACAUGUAGACCUUACUUCUUUAUCACAAUCCUAGAAGGUCGCGAAUGUGGUUUGUUUUUCUCAUGCAAUGCAGUUGACAUGUGCCUGUGAUGGUUAAAUAAGUUCAAAAUAGUUAUUGGAACAUGUAGGAAGAACAGAGUGUAUGUGAGAAAUAUCGUUCUAGGUUCUAAAGGGAAAAAAGAUCAACCAAGUGGUAAGAGAGAAUGCAGCAGAUAUUCAGGAAGGAAAAAGUCAUCAAUGCCUGAGAAUGCAGCAGAUAUUCAGGAAGGAAAAAGUCAUCAAUGCCUGUUUUUUCCAUCAUAUUUUGAUGUUGAAGUAUUUUGCAGGCAAAAAUCAUGUAGUAUAUGUACAUGUAAAAGCAACAAGCACAUGAAUUGGUCAGUUCAUUUGAUUCUUGUAGAAGCACCAUCAUGUGGGUCUGUAAGAAAUACAAUACAGCAGGUGGUAUCGUUCUAUUAUUAGUUUCUAGUCCUAGUAAUCCUUUUUCGGCUACA
This is a messenger RNA of Capsicum annuum, 2465 nucleotides long. Its product is annotated as KH domain-containing protein HEN4. The record is from RefSeq and is a predicted model, not a curated record. Lineage: Eukaryota; Viridiplantae; Streptophyta; Magnoliopsida; Solanales; Solanaceae. The transcript has 10 exons. The coding region runs from base 93 to 1979 and encodes 628 amino acids. Gene Ontology annotation, biological process: regulation of gene expression. Gene Ontology annotation, cellular component: cytoplasm; nucleus. Gene Ontology annotation, molecular function: mRNA binding.